GUAACCCACAAGUCAAACGACACUGUUACAGACAGGAACUAGGAGUGCUUUAUAUCAGUGAAGCUUCACCUAUACUUGCUAUCUUAGGAAGAUGGCAGUUAUUUGGGACUGGUUCACAACCUCAUUCAUAUGAACUGAAUCAUGUUAUGGUAUGACAAGCUGCUCUGCCACCAUCCUUAUGCCGUUGUGUGCUCUGCAACGGCUGUUGUGGCAGCCUGCUUAGUGAUCUCUGUUACACUACAGCAGCUGCCUGCCUUCAAUGACCCCUCACUGGGGUUUGAGGCCCGUGGCACGACGGUGAGCAACAGAGCAGCGGCUUGGAGGGCCAUGCUGGAGGCAACCCGUCCUUCAGGACCAUUGACAGUGAACCCCACAAAGAAACCUCCUCCGCGGGAGACGUGGCCGCCUCAUCAGCCCAGUGCUCUGAACCCCAGUGAAGGAAACAAACCAAAGCCUAAAGCUGGUGGCAAACAUGGCGUGCAGUUCCGCAAGCUACCACACACGCACAUGGCAUGCGUCGAAGCUGUGGGAGGAGUUGUCUCGGUUCAGCCUAACUGCUCAAGUGAAGACCUGCAGCGUUUACAUGAGCUACACCUGGAGGCAGGUUCUGCCAAGACUGGUGAUGUCAUUAACAGAUUCAGUGUUAAACUCAACGGCAGUAUUGUGAACUUGACCGACAUAGAUCUGCAAGAUGAGGGAGGUAAUAGAUCAAGAAGCAACAUUGCAGAAGAUGGGGAUGAUAAAUAUAAGUCUGCAAUUGAGAAGUUGCGGCUCAUAGGCUUGAAACAAGACAUGCUUCAUGGUCAAGACAGGAAAGACUAUCUCACAGUUCACGAACCUCUUGCAAGCUAUGACUAUUAUGAGGUUGAGGAUUAUGAGUAUGAGACAGAGUAUGAUAAUGAACACUCUCAUCAUGACCAUCACCACCUUGCUCCUGACGGCUUUUUCUGUAAUCCACCUGUUCCUACAUAUGCACAUGUCAUUGUAGGUGUCUCCAGCGCUGUCUGCUCUACACCGUCAUCUGAUAUCUUAUCACCGUUUUCUUUUGCUACGUCUGUUUUCUCAACAACUGAUAACAAGGCUGAAAAUUCGUCAACUUUAGCCCCUGAUCUCUCCAUGUACUCGCUUCUGAGUCUCCCGCACCUUCAGUCCAUAUGUAAACUAGACCACAGAAUACGUGAGGCUCCUGCAUUCAACACCAUCUGCGAGCGGUCAUCCCCUGAGCAAUGCUGUCUGUCUUGGACCAUCCCUAACUACGUAGCGUUGCUCACCAACAAGACGCAUUGUGAUGACAUUACUGAAGAUGAUGUCACUUACGUCCGUGGACUGCUUCUGUCAUGCGCACGUCACUUUGAUCAGAGCAUCGAGGGAGGAUGUGGCUCACAGUGUUCGCGCCUGCCGCGCCUCUGUAUGAAGUAUGAUGCCGUCUAUACAAUCCUGCAUUACCUGGCGGAUGUUCACUUCAUGAUGCAGCAGCAUGAUUUUGGUGCUGACGCUUCACCCCCUGACUGGUCCUCCCUGCGCACGAGUGCCAUCUUUCUGCCCGUUGCACGCAGCUCCGAGAGCCUGCUGUUCUAUGAACAGCUUGCUGGCAUGUCGCUCUCUGAGGGAAAUGUUACCGUCAUAUCCAUGGAACUUGGUGUGAAGAAUGCGCUCUUUGACAAGCUACUGCUGCGUGACGCAGGACUCGUUAUCGCCGCUGCUGGGGCGGUGCUGCUGCUGGUGCUCUUCUACACGUCAUCUCUCAUCAUCACCAUCGUCACCAUUUGCACCGUAUCAUCGUCCCUCAUCAUCGCGUACUUCCUCUACACCUUCGUCUUCAGAAUCUCUUUCUUCCCUUACAUGAACGUGCUGUCGUGCAUCAUUGCUGUUGCUUUGGGAGCGGACGAUUCGUUCGUGUUUUGCCGCGUGUGGCGCAGCGUGGCUCGCGAUAACGGCGGUGGUGGAGGUGGACGCAAGGGCCACAAGGUUCCUGUCAAGUUCGUGCAGGAGGUGAUGCACCACGCCGCCUCCUCUGUAGUGGUCACUUCGCUCACUACUGCUGCUGCUUUUUUUGCUUCCACCACUUCUGCCAUAACGGCAAUAAAAUGUUUCAGCCUGUUCGCUGGCACGGUGGUGUUGGCGAACCUGCUGCUGAUGCUGACGUGGGUGCCAGCUUGCCUUAUCAUCUCCGAGCGCUGGCGUUGUUGCUUCUGCUGCUCCCUCCUGCCUUCUUCAGCGCCUUCUUCCGAAAUCCUGAGUUCGGCCGCUGCCGCUGCUACUGCUCAUCAUCCUAACCCAACCUUCAGUAAACCAUCUCCUCAUCCUCUUCUCGGGUCAUGUUCUUCAGUUAAUCCUGCAUCACUUGACACUCCUCAUCAUCCCUACCGCCAACAUCGGUCUCCAACAACAUCUCCUCCUCGUUCUCCCAACAUCCAGUCAUCCAAUGCCUCUCCUAAAACAUCGAGUUUUUCUCAUAACUCCUUGCAUUCCACUUCCCAAUCUCCUCCUCGUUCGCCUCACAUCAUUAAGAUGCCUGAUGACACCUGCAAAGUUGUGAAGAAAACCUGGCAUCAUAAACCUUUCUCACGGAUGUUUGAGCUAAUCAACAGCCUAUCUGUUUCCUUUUCCGAAAGCUUCAUGCCAUGGAUUGUCAUGAAGCCAAGAGUGCUAUGGGCCAGCCUACUGUUUGGCUUCGCCAUCUAUGCUGGUGUUUUGGUUCUCUAUUACCCAGGAUUGCGACUUCCGGACUCAGCAGAUUUCCAACUCUUUAAUCGUGAUCACUACUUUGAACGAUAUGACUUAGAUCACAAGUACAACUUCUGGUUUGAGAGAAAUCUACGCAGCGAUGUUGUGAACCGCCUCCCCAUUAGGAUUGUGUGGGGGCUGAAGCCUGUAGAUAAUGGGGACCAUCUGAACCCAGCUUCAGAGUCCACACUAGAAUUUGAUAGUAAAUUUGAUAUGUCAGCUCCUGAGUCUCAGAGUUGGCUGUUGCAAUUUUGCCGCGACUUGAGGAAGCAGAGCUUCUACAUGUCGACCAUGGGGCCUCUACUUCCAAAUUGUUUUAUUGAGACCUUCAAGUCAUGGAUGGAGGAGAGACGUUGUGCUGAUGCUUCAAAGAAUAGGUACCCAUGCUGCGAGGUAAUGCCUUUCCCUUACCCACGCUGGGUGUUUGAUAAGUGCAUCAUUGAAGCCGUUGAAGUGCUAUACCAAACCCCUCGCCUGUACUUUGUUCCGGGUGUUGCUGGACCAAAGUUCAACAAGACUAGCAACAAAGUGGCUGCUCUCGUCAUCGAGUAUGACAGUAAUGUGGUCUGGUCGCUCUCAUUUGACCAGAUGCAUCAAUUUUUCACGAGUGUAGAGCAAUGGUCUUCUCGCCAGCUGCAAUAUGCCCCUCCUGGUUUGAGAAGCGGGUGGUUCACUUCUUACCUGGAGUUCUACGAGGUACAGCGUUCUCUCCUUGAGGGCACCAAGCUGGCGGUGCUGGUGGCUGUAUCGGUGAGCCUUGUGGUGCUACUGCUCACCACACGCAAUGUUAUGGUGAGCCUUGUUGCAGUUUUAAGCAUCACUUCUGUGAUGCUUGUGACGUUAGCGGCUCUCGUGAUACUGGGGUGGCGUCUCAAUGUACUCGAGAGCAUCGUUGUGUCGGCGGCUAUCGGCUUAGCUGUGGACCUGACGCUUCACUACGCAGUCGCUUACACCAAAGCUCCACCAGGCAAGCGUAAGGCCGCCGCCGUGUGGGCACUGACCAGACUUGGCAGUCCUGUUCUCAUGACGACGCUGACUACACUCGCUGCUGCUGUGGCAAUGCUCUCAGCCACCGUGCUUGCUUACAUCCACAUUGCCACCUUCUUGAUCAUUAUAGCGCUUGCAUCAUAUAUUUACGCUACCUUCUUCUUCCUACCUCUCAUGAGUCUCGUUGGUCCUGAGAGAAAUUGUGGCCAGAUCAUGUCGCCGAGUGACUGCAGUGAGUUUUGCUCAUGCAGAGAUGAGCAAAACGACAAAAAUAUUUACCAGCAAGCGUGCGUCAGCGAGUCUACUUUGUCUACAUCGAGUGUCUGCCCUUCAGCUCCUUACACUUCAGGUCACACCACCCACGACUUCGACGCUCCUUAUUUGAGCUGCCAAAUUAACACGCACGAAUUAGAGCCUCUCACCAGCCCUACCCUUGGCAGUCCUUUUUCUCUGCCUUACGUCUCGGAUAGCAAUUGCAAAGGCAGUCCUAAGUGUAAAUCUGGAAAUAAGCCCUGCAGGGCGCAAGACUUGAAACAUUCCCCUAACGUGCAUUUGAAACAGCCAGCUCAUCAGCAGCACUCGCGUGGCCUAAUCGUAAGCCUGCAGCAGAACCGCCAGUCACGUCAGCAGCAAAACGGCAGCUGCGCGCAGCUUGUCAUGCGCAAGGAGUCGACGGAGUCGCAAGUGAGUGGCAACGGUGAAUCUUCCUGCGUCUGCAGGUCAGCAAGUGUUGGGUCUCGGCCACGACGCAGUGGUAGUAAUGGUAGAAAACCUCGUAGUUCACUAGAAAAACAUCAACACCAGCAGAAACAAUCACGGUCUUGUCUUAAAAAGCCUGCAGUUAUGAAACAGAAUUCGUCACCACACCUCACGCCAUCCAACUCAGUCUCUACCCUCGUGUGCUCAGAGCCUGACCCUGAAAAUCCCGAGCUGGAAAAUUUUCAAUCCACUGAUGGAACAAACGAAGCAGCAUUUGCGACUGACAGAAAUAAAGACUGUGAUCCUCAUUCCAAAGUCUUCGAAUUGUCAAGUGCGGUAGUCAAGCCUGUUACAAAUUACGAGCAGCAGCUACGUCACCAGGAGUUCGUGAGACAUCACCAGCAGCGUCAGAUCGACUCUACGCAUUGCUGCUCAGAUGCGGCCGGAUCUUGUGUGUAGUUUGUAAGUGGUCGAAAUAUUAACUCUUUAACUGAUCGAUCCAAGCCUAGUGGAACAAAUGAAUAUUUUAUUUAACGCGAUAUUUAGGAGAUUUGAAAAUUAUCUGAAUUUGAUUUCCAUCGUGUAUUUGCUGUAGACUAAUUAUUGCAGAUUAUCAUUUCUGUAUGGGUUCAGUGAUUCGUAUGUACGUGUAUAAAUAUUCACCUUCAAUCGGUACUUAGUUACCAUUUUUCCUGUCAUUCCUAUUGUCCCUAGCUUUGUACGUAAAUUCAAGCGUGGGUUGUUAUUCAAGGGCUGCAUUUGUCCGAAGCAAAAUUUAAUUUUAAACGUUAUUAUUUUGCAGGUGAUGAAAGUACAAGCCUUAGUUAAAAAACGGUUCGUUUUAUAUCUGCUUUAUAAAAUUAACGAGAGCUCCGCCGCAUUGCUCGCUGCGAAAGAAGCUUCUGGAAUAUUAUUAUGACACUAGUGACCAUCAUUAAGAUGCAUUGGUAACCCUACUUAACUCAUGACAACAUGAAACGUGCCACGGUACUUAAUAGUAUGUACACUUUUAGGAUGGCUGGUCGUGAAAUCGACGAGUAUGGUAUGUUUCGGCAUAGCAACAUGACCAUUUUUUGUAGUCAGAAAAGUUCAAUUUCGGGAAAUUCUGGUUGUCAGCUUGUAACAGUUACCGUCAUUCUAAGAUAUAAAGAUUCCUACAUAGCUGUCUUGGAACGAAGUAACAGCAAAAUGUUUCGGUUGUUGGCACGUUUCUCAUGCUGCUUGGCUCAAUUUUACCUAAAGCUGAAAUCAUUUUUCGCGUCUUUGGAUGCUCGCUCUUCUUAAAUUACGACGACUUUCUUUGCAUUAAUGUCCCCAGCUGUGGACCUAAUGCUCGCACUUUUGUUAGUGAAGUACUUAGCUGAUUUAAGCAGUCUUCAAGACUUCAAAUUAAUUUUAUUUUUUGAGUUAUUUAGGACGGAUUUUUAUUUCAAUGUUGUUUUUUGAUCAAACAUUUCUCCGAGAAACUAACGACCGCAUAUGUAAAAUGAAAAUCAAAAUUAUAAAAAUACUAAAUCUUAUGAUUCCGU
Messenger RNA from Hyalella azteca, 5942 nucleotides. It is a transcript of the gene disp, whose product is annotated as protein dispatched homolog 1. The transcript has 10 exons. Bases 142 to 4872 code for a protein of 1576 amino acids. Lineage: Eukaryota; Metazoa; Arthropoda; Malacostraca; Amphipoda; Hyalellidae. Gene Ontology annotation, cellular component: membrane. The record is from RefSeq and is a predicted model, not a curated record.